AUGCCUUUGCUCACUGUUUUACUUGCCAUUUCCCACGCCGUCCUGGGCUCGCUCGCCAGUACAACACCGGACGAUGCACACUUUGAUGUUUUGGACUAUGUCGACCCUCUCAUUGGUACUGCCAACGGAGGCCACGUCUUUCCCGGCGCCAGCUUGCCAUAUGGAAUGGCAAAGGCAGUUGCGGACGUGAACAAAGAACUCCAGGGUGGAUUCACGUCCAACGACGGCGAAAUUACCGGCUUCUCACAUAUGCAUGACAGCGGAACAGGCGGAGGUGCCUCUCUGGGUAAUUUCCCAUUGUUUCCUCAAACCGGGUGUGACGGGGAUGCCCUGAACAACUGCUACUUCCCAAAGGCAACACGAGCUUCACAGAGGAUCAAUGGAACCGUCCAGGCGAGACCGGGUUAUUUUGCCGUCACAAUGAACACAUCGGUACAUGCGGAAAUGACAGUCACCAGCCACACUGCGUUGUACCGAUUCACCUUUCCGACUGAUGGCACUCCCACCAAGCGUAGCGGAAAUGCAACGCUGAAAAUGCCAUACAGUCCCCUGAUCCUAGCUGACUUGACAGACUUGGCAGACUCGAGAAGCCAUGGAAGUAUUUCGGUAGAUGCUCAGUCGGGAAGAAUUACGGGGCUUGGAACGUUUAAUCCUUCAUUCGGCAUCGGCACUUACAACUCGUACUUUUGUGCCGAUUUUAACGGCGCCGAGAUCCGUGAUACGGGAGUCUUCAUGAACAACCGUGCUGGAACUGAGCCGAAAUCGCUUCAACUCCCGACAGACGGUAAUACAGUGCCAGGGGGCGCUUGGGUUCAGUUCCAUCCGCCACAGUCGAAUCAGAUUCAGGCCAGAGUUGGUUUGUCCUUUAUCAGCACAGAACGAGCAUGCAACAAUGCCGAGGCCGAGAUACCCGAUUUCAACUUCAAAAAUGUGACGAGGGCGGCGGAAAAGGCAUGGCGGACCAAAUUGAAUGUCGUCAAGGUAAAUAACACUGGGGUUUCAAAAUCCUUACAAAGGACAUUUUGGAGCGGCGUCUAUCGCACGAUGCUGUCUCCCCAGGACUAUACUGGAGAAAACCCGCUGUGGAAGAGCGAUGAGCCUUACUUUGACUCUUAUUAUUGUAUCUGGGACAGCUUUAGGAGCACGCAUCCGUUGCUCACUUUGAUCGAUCCGCAUGCUCAAGCACUAAUGGUUCGCGCGAUGAUUGAUGUGUAUCGCCAUGAAGGCAAGCUUCCCGACUGCCGCAUGUCGCUUUGUAAAGGGUUUACCCAGGGCGGAAGCAACGCCGACAAUGUCCUAGCCGAUUCCUAUCUCAAAGGACUCAGGGACGGGAUAGAUUGGGAAACUGGCUAUGAGGCUGUGGUAUCAGAUGCAGAAGUUGUUAACGGGGGUUCAGAUGAGCCUGCCAUUUGGACAGUUGAAGGAAGGGGUGGACUGCAUAGUUGGAAGACGCUUGGCUAUAUUCCCACCGACGACUUCGAUCCGUAUGGUGUAGGAAUUUUUACUCGGUCUAUUUCCCGAACCGUUGAAUAUUCAUACAACGAUUUCUGUAUAGCGGAAAUGGCCAGAGACUUGAACAAGGCUGCCGAUGCUGAGAAAUAUUUGAAGCGUUCGACCAAUUGGAAGAACUUGUUUGACCCUACUUCUCGCUCGAAACUCAAUACUACAGGAAGCCACGAUCCGGCUGGCCUCGUGGACAGUGGGUUCCACGGAUUCUUGCAACCAAGAUAUCUAAAUGGCAGCUUUGGCUAUCAGGACCCGGCCAUUUGCACGGCUCUAUUCAACUUUACCUCUUGUUAUCUGAACCCGGAUGGACACGAGACCUACGAGGGCGGGUCGUGGCUUUACACAUUCCAAGUUCCUCACGACCAGGCGACCCUCAUCACAAUGCUUGGUGGCGCCGGUGAGUUUGUCCGUCGUUUGGAGUUCUUGCACAACACACCUGGCCUGUUUUACAUUGGAGACGAACAAUCAUAUCUUCUCCUAUAUCUGUUUCAUUUUGUCGGCAAGCCAGGCCUGUCCUCGCAUUACGCACACAGGUAUAUACCCAGUGCGUUCAAUGAUACCUUGGCGGGCAUUCCCGGGAAUGACGAUUCGGGCGCCAUGGGGAGCUUCACGGCAUCGUCCAUGAUGGGUCUCUACCCGAUGAGCGGCCAAGACGUGUACCUCAUUAUCCCACCAUUCUUCCCAGAAGUCACCAUUCGUCACCCCGGGACUGGCAAGUCAGCAACCAUCAGGAACGUAAACUUUGAUCAGGGGUACAAGAACAUAUAUAUACAGAGCGCAAGGCUCAAUGAUAGGCCAUAUACGAAGUCGUGGAUCACUCAUGACUUUUUCAGCAAUGGCGGCGUGCUGGAGCUGACCCUGGGGCCAUCACAGGGUGCUUGGGGAUCGGGGGAAAAUGACAUUCCUCCAAGUGCAUCUACUCAUUUCUGGAAGUAG
This is a messenger RNA of Metarhizium acridum CQMa 102, 2442 nucleotides long. The record is from RefSeq and is a predicted model, not a curated record. Lineage: Eukaryota; Fungi; Ascomycota; Sordariomycetes; Hypocreales; Clavicipitaceae.